AUGGCCGCCACGCCGGGGCUCCGCUACCCCUCGAACAAGAAAACCAUCUAUGACCGCAACCUGAACCGGAGCAAGAACGCGGAGCUGAGCCGGGCGGCGUUUGCGUACCUGUUCGUCGAGAUGAUUAGCUACGCACAGAAGCGGGUCAAGGGGAUUGCGGAUCUGGAAAGACGGCUCAACCAGCAAGGCUACCCGCUCGGCCUGCGCCUCCUCGACCUGCUCCUCACGCGCGCCUCCCCGCCCUCGCUGCGCCCAACCCGCAUCCUCCCCUUGCUGCAAUUCAUCGCGCAGACCCUCUGGCGCCACCUCUUCAGCCGGCCCGCCGACGCGCUUGAGAAAUCCGAGAGCGACCCCGCGCAGUACAUGCUGUACGACAACGACCCGCUGCCGAACACGUAUAUCAGCUUGCCGAAGGAGAUGAGCCAGCUGAACUGCGCGGCGUUUGUCGCGGGCGUGAUUGAGGGGGUUUGCGACGGCGCGGGGUUCCCGACGACGGGGGUGAGCGCGCAUAGUGUGGGCGAGCAGGAAGGGGGCGGGGGCGUGGAAGGGCGGAUGUGGCCGGGGAAGACGGUGUUUUUGAUUUGUUUUCGCGGGGAGGUGUUGGAGAGGGAGGAGGUGCUGGGACGGGGGGGGAGUGGGUAG
This is a messenger RNA of Mytilinidion resinicola, 642 nucleotides long. RefSeq names its product trafficking protein particle complex subunit 5. The transcript has 2 exons. NCBI's taxonomy places the organism in Eukaryota, Fungi, Ascomycota, Dothideomycetes, Mytilinidiales, Mytilinidiaceae. Gene Ontology annotation, biological process: endoplasmic reticulum to Golgi vesicle-mediated transport. The record is from RefSeq and is a predicted model, not a curated record. The coding region runs from base 1 to 642 and encodes 213 amino acids. Gene Ontology annotation, cellular component: TRAPPII protein complex; TRAPPI protein complex; TRAPPIII protein complex.